GGAGCGCCACACAGGCAGCACUUUCACUUCGGAGACACACAGAAACACUCAGAUCGCAGAAGAUCGCAGAGAACUUGGACACACCGGGGACACUCAGGGGAAACACCGGACACUUCCAGUCCUCAGCUCUCCUUUACAACCCUUUUUGGAUUUAUUUCGGAUUCUAGAGAACUCCUAUUCGGGCUUUAAUACCGCGAUGUUCUCCAGCAUCGGAACCGACCUGACCUACAGCAGCAUGGCUUCUCCUCUCAACCCUGCCCAGGACUUCACGGACCUCGCCGUCUCAGGAGGGUCCUUCGUGCCCACCGUCACGGCCAUCUCGUCCAGCCCGGACCUGCAGUGGAUGGUCCAGUCAGUGGUCUCUUCCGUGGCUCCGUCCAAGACUAGGGUCCAUCCUUACUCCUCCAACAUGAGCCUCUCCAGAGCGAAAAUGGUGAAGAGCACCAGCACCGGCAGCAGCCGCAGGGGCAAAAUGGAGCAGUUCGCUCCAGAGGAGGAGGCAAAGAAACGUCUGCGGCGUGAACGAAACAAGAUGGCAGCCGCUAAAUGCCGCAACAGGAGACGCGAACUCACGGAUACCCUACAAGCUGAAACAGACAAGCUGGAGGACGAGAAAUCGUCUCUGCAGAACGACAUCGCAAACCUCCUGAAGGACAAAGAGCGUCUGGAGUUCAUCCUGGCUGCACACCAGCCCAUCUGUAAGAUCUCGUCUCAGAUGGACACGUCUUACAGCGAACCCUGCGUGUCUCCGGCUUCGUCUGAAAGCGUAGUGAGCUCUGUCGCACCUUCCAUGCUGACCUCCACGUCCACCACCACCUCGUCCACCACCGUCAAGCUGUCCGACCUCGAAUCCUCUCUGGAAGCGUCACUAGAUUUCCUCACCAGGUCCGACACGGAGACGGCUCGCUCUGUCCCGGACAUCGACCUGUCCAACUCCCUGUACGCUCAGGACUGGGAGCCCCUCUACACUCCGGCUACCCUGGACCUGGAGCCUUUGUGUACGCCCGUGGUCAUGUGCACGCCCACUUGCACGUCCUACACGUCUUCCUUCGUCUUCUCGUACCCCGAGAACGACACCUUCUCCGGCUGCGGCCCUCUGCUCCGGCGUGACGGCAGCGCUAACGAGCAGUCGUCCGAUUCGCUGAGCUCGCCCACACUGCUCACGCUAUAGAGACCUUCUCACACCUCCAUCAUCUUCAACACUGACCUUAACGAACUUCACUGCAGGCCGACAGACUCCUCCAAGCAAUCUCAUUACUAAUCUGAUCACUGAUGCGUAUUAAUGAGCCUCUUAUACAUGUAGCAUGUUCUUAUGUGUGUGUGUGUGUGUGUGUGUGUGUGUGUGUGUGUGUGUGGUAAAUAAAUCAAUUCUGGUGCUCCAUAGAAACAGUAGGGUGGUUCAGGAGACUCAGGAACUCGUGUGCGUUUCCUUUAUCCAGCCUCUGUGCUAAUCUGAUAUUACAGCAUUACAGGAAGUUUUCUGUGAAAACAUCGUUUAUCACGUAUAUCGAAGUAGUAAUAAAUUAUGGAUUUAUUUUAUUUUUGUACUGGAAUGUGAAGAAAAUGUGUCCAAAUAAAAACAAUUAUUCACUGUACAGCAUUCUGUGUGUUAAAGUCAAUAAAACCUCAUACCAUGUU
This is a messenger RNA of Silurus meridionalis, 1638 nucleotides long. RefSeq names its product v-fos FBJ murine osteosarcoma viral oncogene homolog Ab (gene fosab). Bases 197 to 1171 code for a protein of 324 amino acids. The record is from RefSeq and is a predicted model, not a curated record. The transcript has 4 exons. Gene Ontology annotation, biological process: regulation of transcription by RNA polymerase II. Gene Ontology annotation, cellular component: nucleus. NCBI's taxonomy places the organism in Eukaryota, Metazoa, Chordata, Actinopteri, Siluriformes, Siluridae. Gene Ontology annotation, molecular function: RNA polymerase II cis-regulatory region sequence-specific DNA binding; DNA-binding transcription factor activity, RNA polymerase II-specific.